Calidris pugnax (ruff) is the source of this 3506-nucleotide messenger RNA. It is a transcript of the gene ILDR2, whose product is annotated as immunoglobulin-like domain containing receptor 2. The transcript has 10 exons. Gene Ontology annotation, cellular component: membrane. Gene Ontology annotation, biological process: pancreas development. The record is from RefSeq and is a predicted model, not a curated record. Bases 64 to 2010 code for a protein of 648 amino acids. NCBI's taxonomy places the organism in Eukaryota, Metazoa, Chordata, Aves, Charadriiformes, Scolopacidae.
AAGGUGUGUGAGCGUGAGCGCUGUACGUGCGUGCACAGAAAGGGGAGAGAGAGGCUAGCAAACAUGGAAUCAAAAUUUUCCUCUCCCCAGUGGCUGUGCAAAGGAAUGAAAGGUCUGCGCCGAGCUGAAGUGGAAGGUUUGCAGGUCACUGUGCCUGAGAAGAAGAAGGUGGCCAUGUUGUUUCAACCCGCUCUGCUUCGCUGCCAUUUCUCUACUUCUUCCACCCAACCAGCUGUGGUACAGUGGAGGUUUAAAUCUUACUGCCAGGACCGGAUGGGAGAAGCUUUGGGUAUGGCGACUUCUGGUUUACAAACGAUGAGCAAGAGGAACCUGGACUGGGAUCCCUACCUGGACUGUGUGGACAGCAGGAGGACGGUCCGUGUCGUGGCCUCCAAACAAGGAUCUGCCAUCACUAUAGGGGACUUCUAUAAGGAAAGAGAUGUCAGCAUUGUCCACGAUGCAGAUCUUCAGAUUGGGAAGUUGAUGUGGGGAGACAGUGGGCUCUAUUACUGCCUUAUUAUCACACCGGAUGAUGUGGAGGGCAACAAUGAAGAAUCAGUGGAGCUGCUUGUGCUUGGCAGGACAGGGCUGCUUGCUGAUCUCUUGCCCAGUUUUGCUGUGGAGAUUAUGCCAGAGUGGGUCUUCGUGGGCCUGGUGAUCCUGGGGGCAUUCCUGUUCUUCCUCCUGGUGGGGAUCUGUUGGUGCCAGUGCUGCCCACACAGCUGCUGCUGUUACGUCCGCUGCCCUUGCUGUCCCGAGUCCUGCUGCUGUCCCCGGGCAUUGUAUAUAGCAGGCAAGGCGGCAAAAGCUGGGUACCCUCCUGCAGUCUCCUCCAUGCCAGGUCCAUACUACAUCCCCAGUGUUCCUGUAGCUGGUGUCCCAUCUCCUGCUGUGCUGAUGGAUAAGUCGCACCCUCCUCCCUUAGCCCCAAGUGACUCUAGUGGAGGAAGCCAAAAUGCAGUGCGCAAGGGGUACAGGAUCCAGGCUGACAAGGAGAGGGACUCCAUGAAGGUGCUGUACUAUGUCGAGAAAGAACUGGCGCAGUUUGACCCAGCUAGGAGGAUGCGAGAACGAUAUAACAACACCAUCUCUGAACUCAGCUCCUUGCAUGAGGAUGACUUGAACUUCCGUCAGCCCUACCGCCAGGCGCGAAGGAAACCUCUGCCUCCUGCGGGGGACCUGGAUGGCGAUGCUGAGUACUGGGCAGGAGUGAUGGGUGGGGGCAGCACGUCAAGAUCACAGGCUGUCUCUGAUUACAGAGAUGAGCGGGACAGUUUCCGGCACAGCCAGCAGAGAUCCAAGUCCGAGAUGUUGUCCCGUAAGAGUUUCUCUGUGGGAGUGCCGGCCGUCUCUAUGGACGAGCUGGCAGCCUUUGCGGAGUCCUACAGCCAGCGGACCCGGCGGGCAGACAGCCAGGAAACUCGGCGUUUCGAGCGGUCGGAGUCGCACGGCGGCCGCCUCGGAGGGCUGCCCCACCAGGAUAGCUCCAUGGAGGAGUACUACACCAAGCGUAGCAGAGGGAACCGAGAACCGCUGACGGACUCAGAUCGGGGCUGGUCAUACAGCCCGCCCCGGAGACGGGCCCACGAGGAAAAGCACCUGCCCAGGCUGGUGAGCCGGACGCCUGGAGGGAGCCAGAAAUACGAUCACUCCUACCUCAGCAGCGUCUUGGAGAGGAAAUCCCGCAGCUACGAUGAGAAUGGUGACCACAGUGAAACCCCCUCAAAGCUGAGCUCGCAGCCCAGCCAGAGAGGAGGGGGAACAUACUAUGCCUGGUCACCACCCUCUACCUACAAAGCCGAGAAGUCGCAGCAGCAGCCGCAGCAGCCGCCGCCGCCUCAGCAGGAGGAAGGGGAGGACACCCUGCCCCCAUACAGCGAGAGGGAGCUGAGCCGAGGCCCUUCGUACCGGGCCAGGGAGCAGGCCUACCUCAACGCCUCUGACAAGAAGAGGAAAAAGGACCCCAAGAAAACAAAUGAUUUCCCAACGAGGAUGUCCCUUGUGGUUUGAAGUUGUUGUGGACAUGUCAUGUUGAUGGGCUGGAUACUGUGAGGGGACUGGUGGAAAAGAUGCAGAGCAACAAGCAAGACACCUCUGUGAACCUUCACAGCUCCCAGCCAUGGACUCUUUGUUUCAAUUGUUUGUUUCAUCGGGGGAGCAGAGGCUUUUGUAAGAGACAGACUCCCAUGAGCAGCACUCCAUCUCAGAGGCUUUGGGAGUCUGCCAGGAAAAUGAGGCCAGGGCUCUCUUUGGCACCCUGCUUUCCAGUGCCUUCCAUUCUGCGCUGGAAGGCAGCCACGUCCCUACUGUCCCCACAGCCCAGAACUAUAAGUGAGGUGCCUUUGUGCCUCGUGCCCUGUCUGAUGUGCAGAGAAAGGCCCAUGUUGCGUACCUUUGCGCUCUCUGUCUCCUCAGUUCUCUGUUUGGAUUAAAUAUUGUCUCCUUAGAGCCUUUUCUGGAUCAUCCCUGUGCUGGGAGGAGGCCUGGUUCUUACAGUUGCAGACUGCCUCCAGCUGAUCAGGCCCUAAAUCCUGAAAGAAAAUCUACAUCCUUUCAGACACUAUAGAAAAGGACUGACGAGGUGUUACUUUCGCAAGGGCUGAGUAGAGAGAGAGACACAGUUAUGGGCUGGUUUGUUCAAUAUAUUUAGUUUUGUUCAAUGUGUGAUGAGAGUUGCAGGUGAGAUUGAUGUAUUGUUUUGAAAGUGGAUCAAAGUAGCUUUUAUUGUGAUGAGAGCAUGAUGUAUUUUUCCCCCAUCCCCAACUGUGAUUUGUUUUGAUACAGUUGCAUUUUCUUGCAGCUGAGCUGUGACCUUGUAGAGCUUCAAGCUAGAAUAUCUACUCCACCAUAUCAUAAGCAGCGCUCUAGCCUUGCUGGCGCUCUGCUUCCAGCACCACCAGACAUCUCUGCCUAGCAAGCGGCCUUUCUGUUUUAAAGAUGCAAAAAAGGGGAAAGUGUGAGAGGGCAGCUGCAGAAUCUUCACUCUGUGCUACUGGUAACAUACCUUUGUUACGUCAUUGUUUCCAGACGUGAAGAGAGCAGUCACAGCAAUGGAAAAAGGGUUAACACUGUGGAUGAACACAAGCUUCGGAAGUCAUGUUUUUUACUUACAGCCAUUUCAUUCACUUCAAUUGUGACAUGGUUUUAGUGGGCUGUUGUCUCAGGAACAACUGAAUUUAGAAGUGAGUACUUCACACUGUCUGGAAGCCUGACGUUUUGGUUUUCAAAGGGCAUAAUGCAGUCAUUUCUUUAAUUUUUAGCUCCUAAAAUAAUAAUGUGAAGGAAGAUGAUGGGAAGAUUUGAUCUCUAUUAUGCCUAGAAACAACUUAGUGCUCUACUGUGUUAUGCCCUACUAUUGUCAGCUUCUGAAAUGCCAUUGCUGUUGUUACUCUGGAAAUUUGGGGAGCUGUCUGCCCUCAGGUGCUCACUCUGGCAAUACUGUUUUGAAAAUGAGAUUUAUUAGCAUCACUGCAGUUCUCCAUAAAAAUGACAGAUUCAUUUCUGUA